Molecule: messenger RNA, 1465 nt
Organism: Salvelinus sp. IW2-2015
Lineage: Eukaryota; Metazoa; Chordata; Actinopteri; Salmoniformes; Salmonidae
Gene: esm1
Product: endothelial cell-specific molecule 1
Cellular component (GO): extracellular region
Source: RefSeq, a predicted model, not a curated record
GACUGGCAACUAGACUAGAUGACAACACCGGAUUGAGGAAAUUGACGAGGGCAAACCAUGUGGGGAAAAAACAAACUUGUUUUUAAGCRGAUAUAACCAUGCAACCUCGUGUAUUAAGUCACUCCAUCCAAGCAGCGACGUCGUCAGCCCAGAACAGCUCUUCUGAACAUCCAAGGCACCCCUUGCUAWAUCUUAUCCAAAGAUGUAUUUUCUCCUUUUCACAGUCUUCUCCAUAUUCAUAGUGCGUAAUGUUGAGGCUUGGGGAGCAAGUGUSAAGUACGCGGUGAACUGCCCGGAGCGGUGCAAUGUGGAUCUGUGCGGCUUGACGCAGCGCUGCAGACGGACAGUGCUGGAUGACUGCGGUUGUUGCCAGGUCUGUGCGGCAGACAGAGGGGAACACUGCUAUCGCACUGUGUCUGGGAUGCACGGAGUCAAGUGCGGACCGGGAUUAUUCUGCGAGUUCUACAAAGAUGAGGACGACUAUGGAGAUGAAUAUGGCAUCUGCAAAGAUUGCAUGUAUGGAACCUAUGGGGUAGGGUGUGGUAAAACAUGCCAUUGCAAAGCUGGGGGUAUCUGUGACAGAGAGACAGGAGCCUGCCUCACCUUCAAAUUCUUCACCAAAAUAGCCAGCAAGCUGAAGACACAGCACCCCAAUGCAGGAGGUGAGAUUGGUUCAGGAGAUGACACCACCAGUCUGAAUGGGGAAAGAUCCACUGCUCCAAAGUGGUUAACACCUCGCUGACACUCAUUAUCAAGACUUAGUUUAUUCUGUGUAAAUGUAGAAAGCAUAGUAGUAAAUUAAAUGAUUGAAGGAUAUAUUUUAUUAUGUAUUAUUAAGAAAACACAUUUUCUACAAGAUUACUGAAUGUUUUUGAACAUCUCUGUUGUGGUGUUUCUAUUUUAUACCAGUGCCCCAUCAUGUCAUAAGAGCUGUGUUGUACCAGACAAAGGGAGGUCAAAUGUACCAAAGUUAAAAUAUAUGUUUAUUCUACUUUUAUACAAAGUAUGAAUAUAUCUAGAAUGUCUAUGAUGAGCUAAACAUUCUAGAAUGUCUAUGAUGAGCUAANAAACAUUCUAGAAUGUCUAUGAUGAGCUAAACAUUCUAGAAUGUCUAUGAUGAGCUAAACAUUCUAGAAUGUCUAUGAUGAGCUAAACAUUCUAGCAAUGUUGCAUUCACUGCUUCACUGGUUCAAUCAAAUGAUGUGAAAAUGUUGUGCUGAUAUAUGACCCCCCCCCCCAGGGAUAUCAAAUAAUAAAUAAUAUAUUGUCUACUCCUUUUCUUCUAGAAGUAUCUACUGUGAUCUGCGCUUUUAAUUGUUUGUUUGUUUGAUUGUUCUUUACUGAGAAUCUCUUGUUUUUCUUUCACCUGUGACCACAUGGAACAAUAUAUAUAUAUAUAUGUGUUAUAUCACCUGCCAAUGUACAGUAUGGUCUUACAAAUAAAACAAAGUUGACCUGGAAAAAA